This is a messenger RNA of Olea europaea var. sylvestris, 1003 nucleotides long. RefSeq names its product leucine-rich repeat protein 1-like. The record is from RefSeq and is a predicted model, not a curated record. Bases 164 to 817 code for a protein of 217 amino acids. Lineage: Eukaryota; Viridiplantae; Streptophyta; Magnoliopsida; Lamiales; Oleaceae. The transcript has 6 exons. Gene Ontology annotation, molecular function: protein binding.
UCUCCAAUAAUAAUUCAUCUCUCUCCCCUCUUCUCCCCUCUCUCUUCUAUAUAUAUACACGCAGAGAGAGAGAGAGAGAGAGACUGUAAAAUACUUGACUGCAUAAAUCUAACCCCAAUUUCCCAGUGGAAUUUACAGUAAAAGUGUUAGUUCAAACGGAACCAUGGCUGGGAGGGAUUUGCUUUUGUUUGUGGCAGUAACUGUAAUUUCUUCAUCACUAAUGGCGCCAAUGGCGCGUGGGAAUUCCGAUGGCGACGCUCUUUACGUGCUUCGCCGGAGCCUGUCCGACCCGGAUAACGUGCUUCAGAGCUGGGAUCAGAAUCUCGUUAACCCUUGCACCUGGUUUCACGUUACCUGCAACCAAGACAGCCAAGUCACUCGCGUGGAUCUUGGCAACUCAAAUUUAUCUGGUCAUCUGGUACCUGAACUGGGAAAACUCGAACAUCUGCAGUAUUUGGAACUUUAUAAAAAUAACAUUCAAGGGAAAAUUCCAGCUGAGCUUGGUAACUUGAAGAACCUAAAAAGUUUGGAUCUGUACAACAAUAAUAUAUCGGGGACAAUCCCUCCUUCACUGGGAAAUUUGAAAUCGCUUGUCUUCUUGCGUCUAAAUGAUAAUAGGCUAACUGGGCCAAUCCCAAGGACACUUACUGGUACAUCGAGCUUGAAAGUUUUUGAUGUCUCAAAUAACAAUUUGUGUGGUCCAAUCCCUAUUACUGGUUCAUUUGAGCACAUCCCAUUGGACAACUUUGAGAACAAUCCUCGUCUGGAAGGACCCGAAUUGCAAGGACUGGCUGGUUAUGAUACCAACUGCUCGUAAGAAAACUAUAAAUAGAUGCAGAAAGCUGCAGCUAUUUCUUCUUUGUUCUAAAUGGUGUGUUUCUUCUUACAUAUGAAGUCGCGUGUUGUACCUUAUGAUGCAUAUUAUUUUAUCCGUAUGAACUAUUGUCUAUGUAGGUUGUUAUUAAUGCUUAUCAUGGUUAUUUAUGGAAAAAUUCUCUCUGUA